GACUUGGUCGCUCGAGUAUUCCGACUCUAGCUUCGAAACCUUCUAAAGGACCUCACAGAUAAAAAUGGAAUCUUUGGAAAGAUCAAAGCAUUCAUUUACGUGAUAGAAUUCCAGAAGCGCGGCCUUCCUCAUGCUCACCUAUUGCCCAUCAUGGACCCUCAAGACCGACCUCGCACAAUGGAUGCCUACGACCGCUUCAUUUCCGCAGAGAUACCUGACAAGGGGACACAUCCUGCUGCUUACAAAAACCAUAACCAAGAGCAUGGUUCAUGGCCUAUGUGGAGUACUCAACUCGAAGUCGCUGUGUGUGAUUACCCAAAGGCCUUCCGCAAUGUUACCUUGGACGGAAACAACGGAUACCCCAUCAACCAUCGCCGUGACGACGGGAGAAGCAUUCUAAGCAAGAACGACGAUACAGUCAACAACAGGUGGAUUGUGCCCCAUAACCUGU
Messenger RNA from Gamsiella multidivaricata, 451 nucleotides. RefSeq lists its product as uncharacterized. The annotation marks the transcript as partial. The transcript is spliced from 2 exons. Lineage: Eukaryota; Fungi; Mortierellomycota; Mortierellomycetes; Mortierellales; Mortierellaceae. The record is from RefSeq and is a predicted model, not a curated record.